Molecule: messenger RNA, 1705 nt
Organism: Aphidius gifuensis
Lineage: Eukaryota; Metazoa; Arthropoda; Insecta; Hymenoptera; Braconidae
Product: 4-coumarate--CoA ligase 1-like
Exons: 10
Coding region: 77-1699 (540 amino acids)
Biological process (GO): fatty-acyl-CoA biosynthetic process; long-chain fatty acid metabolic process
Molecular function (GO): long-chain fatty acid-CoA ligase activity
Source: RefSeq, a predicted model, not a curated record
AUUUUCAUUCACGUCGUAACUCCACAUCAAUUGCUUUUUAAAAAAACUUGAGAUAAACGCACAGAAAUUCUUCACAAUGAAAAAUGCUUCAAGUUUUAAAAUUGAAAAUGGAAUAAUUAAAGGAGAAGAAUGUCCAUUUGUGGAUCCAAAUUAUAACAACUGUGGAGAAAUGUUGUUGGAAAAAAUGAAAAAUAAUGUAAAUACUGUUGGACAGGUUGAUGCAGAAACUGGAAAAGAGGAUACAUUUGGAGACAUGAUGGACAGAAGUAUAAGAUGUGCUUUGUGGAUGAAAAAUAAAAAUUUAAAACCAGGUGAUGUUGUUGCAAUUUGUACAAAUAAUCAUUUAGAUUCAAUCAUUCUUUGUUUAGCAUCUUUAUACAUUGGAGUUGUAUUUAAUCCAUGGAUUGACUUUGGAUUGACCAAAGAUGUUAUGAGACAUUUUAUAAACUUGACAAAGCCAAAAGUUUUGUUUACCAAUGAAGAAACAAUUCAAACAGUACUUGAAGUUGCAAGAGAAGAAAAUAUUAAUAUCGAGAUAAUUGUCUUUGGUAGUGUUCCUGGUUUCCUGUCCUUCAAUGACAUAAUUAAUAAACAGGAAAAAUUAAAAGUUGAAAACUUUGAGUGCACUAAAUUUCAAAGUGUUGAUCAACCAGCUGUUAUCUUAUAUACAAGUGGUACAAGUGGAUUACAAAAAGGUGUACUUCUUUCGCACAAAUCUAUACAUGGUAAUAUCAAAUUAAUGGCCAACAUUAGUGAUGCUAGUUGUACUGCAUUGGUUUAUUCUUCGUUGUGCUGGAAUACUGGAAUAAUUUGUCCAUUUUCGUUUAUUGCACAAAAUAGUAAACGUAUUGUUGCAAAUGAUUUCAGUGGUAAACAGCUGUGUGGAUUCGUUGAAAAAUAUAAAAUUAAUUGGAUAUUACUGGGGACAAGUUUAGCGAAUCGUCUUGUAACAUCAGGAGAAAUGUCAAAAUACGAUAUGUCAUCGAUUAAAUAUUUAUGGAUCACAGGUUCCAUGUUUAAAGAAGAAACACAAAGAAAAAUUCAAAAAUUAAUUCCAUCAGCUCACAUUUUUCAACGAUAUGGUAUGACAGAGUUUGGAGGUUUAGUAGUUCAUCAAACGAACGAUGAAAAAUUAAAUUCAAUUGGAACAAUAGCUAGAAACAUGCAAAUGAAAAUUAUUGAUAUAGUAAGUGGAAAAAUAUUGGGACCCAAUGAAACAGGAGAGGCAUGUUUCAAGUCACCUCAUAUGAUGAUUGAAUAUUACAAUGACUUGGAAAAAACAAGAGAAGCAGUUGACUCAGAUGGCUGGAUGCAUACUGGUGAUUUAUGUUAUUACGAUGAAAAUGGAUUUAUUUUUAUAGUAGAUAGAUUAAAAGAACUUCUCAGGUGGGAUGGAUAUCACGUGCCGACAGUUGUUGUUGAACACUUGAUACAAACAUUUCCUGGAGUUGCUGAAGCUGCUGUUGUUGGUGUGCCAGAUUUUGAAGAUGACGAGAGACCAUUAGCUUUCGUUACAAAACUGCCAAAUGCAAUUAUAUCUGAAAAAAAUAUUGAGAAAUUAGUUGAGGAUAAUUUGCCAGAUUAUAUGAGGCUAAGAGCUGGUGUUAAAUUUUUAGAUCACAUGCCAUACAUUGCCUCAGGUAAAAUUAAUCGCUUCGAGUUGAAAAAAAUUGCAUCUGUUAAUGCUCGAUGUCAAUGAACAAUA